AUGCUGGAUGUGCUGCGACACGUACCCGCGCCAGUGGUGGUCGUGACUGCGGCGUACCAAGGCUCGAUAAGCGGCGGAAGCAGAAGCAGCGGUGGUGGAGGAGGUAAAGGUGAUGCCCAAGCUGAAGCGGAUGAGGAGCUGCACGUGCGAGGGAUGACGUGCAGUAGCUUCAUCAGUGUGUCCAUGGAUCCGCCGCUCAUCUCCGUCUGCAUUCGCAAAGAAUCCCACUUCCUCGAUGUGCUGAAUCGCAGCACGGGUUUUGGUGUGCACUUACUGAACGAGGCGAACAAGGACUUCGCCAACGGCUUCGCACGACCAGCGGACAGCACACGAGAGGCCUUCUCCAGCGUUGUGAAGGACUGGGAGCUUGUCUCUCUGUCAAACUUCACUGCGAACAACAGUGGCGCUACAGCAGGAAGCAGCGAUGCGGCAGCAUCAGCUGAUGUAAGCAGCAUUGUGCCUCGCAUCGGCGGCACCAUGGCAAUGCUGCUGUGCCGCACGUAUGCUAUGCAUGAUGCAGGAGACCAUCACCUGCUUCUUGGUCAAGUGGUAGCGAUGGAUGUUAGUGACUUCCAUCCCCUCAUCUACAUGAACCGCCACUACCACCAGCUGGGUCAUUCCAUAUAA
Messenger RNA from Closterium sp. NIES-65, 627 nucleotides. The record is from the annotation of a GenBank genome assembly. Lineage: Eukaryota; Viridiplantae; Streptophyta; Zygnematophyceae; Desmidiales; Closteriaceae.